This is a messenger RNA of Neogale vison (American mink), 990 nucleotides long. RefSeq names its product translation initiation factor IF-2-like. The transcript has a single exon. Bases 1 to 990 code for a protein of 329 amino acids. The record is from RefSeq and is a predicted model, not a curated record. Lineage: Eukaryota; Metazoa; Chordata; Mammalia; Carnivora; Mustelidae.
AUGCGGACGGACCGAGGGACGGGGACGGGAAAGACCACGGAAGGAGCCAACUGCGACGCCAGAACACGGGGCUGGGCAAGGAGAGGAAAAGAAACUCACGUCGAACAACGCACCCUCACCCCGCUCCCCGGGGACCCUCGCGGCCGCCGCGCUGCCCGGGCUCGGUGGUGCGCGGUGCGGGGCCCGGGGCACGUCGCGGGCUGCCCGCACCGUCCGGGCUGGCGGAGCGGAGUCGCGCGGCCCGUGUGGGUGGAGACCGGAGACGGGAAGCCCCGGGCCCCCGGCCAGACCUCUCUGCAGCUCAGGCCCCGGGAUCGGGAGCGACUGAGGCGCGCUUCCCGGCCGGGGUUGGUUGUGCCUGGUCCGGGUGUCCGACGUGUCCCGCUCGCGGUCGCGCUCGCUGGCCGGCGCCUGCGGGGGAAGGGGCUGGAGGAGAAACCGGACCGGGGACAGGAAGCGGGCGCAGCUCUGCCGCUCCGGCAUCCCUGGAGGAAGGAGCCCCGGAACCCGCCUCGAACACCUGCUCCCCGCCCCGCCCCCGCCCCCACCCAGCCCCGCCCCCUGCGGCGCGCGUGGCCGCUGACCCGGGCCUGCAACCGGCCGCCCGCGGCCGCCACUGGGAAACGCUGCACCUCGGGCGUCGAGGACAGCGCCGAGGACAGGACCAGGGACCUUGGGGACUUUCCCCGGCGGCUCAGGUUUCGGCCUCCCCUCGCCGGCGCCCGCGAACAGGUGCAACAUGUGUCCUCUGGGGCCCUCCAGGCGCGAAGCCUGUGCUCGAGAGCUCGGCACCCUCGGAAGCCAAACCGGGAAGAGCAGCCCCCUCCCCCGCCGCGCCCCGCCCCGCCCCCACCCUUAGCCCGCCCCCGCGGACCGAAGCCGGGAGCGGAGGGGGUUCGGGACCUGCUCCGAGAGCGCGCGGAGACGGAAGGCGCGGGGCGCGCGGCAAAUCCCGGGAACCGGCCCCGACUGGGACGCAGCAAGGGCUAG